GAAGUGAAGUAAAUUUGUGUUUUGAACUGCGCGCAUGUUUCUGUAGGUGAUUGGAGCAAAGGAACCACUUAAUGUUCCACAUAAAUAGCCUUAAUUUGAUAACUUUAAAAUAAAAUCAUUAAAUAAACUGCAUUUAUUUGCACAUCUUUAUGUUACGUGUAUUGCUUUUAGAAAAAUCCAUUGGCGGUUACAUCGUGGAACCUUCAUUAAAUAUUGAUUAGUGUGUAUCUCUUAAUCAUUGCAUCUGAAGAAGCUAAAAUAUGUCUUUUGGAACACCGUUUGGAACUCAGACUACUGCUGCUCCUACAUUUGGAUCUUCUACUGGAUUUAGUUUUGGAAGUAACACUGCUCCUGCCAGUACCACAGGCUUCUCUUUUGGUGGUAUUGGAACUACUACUACUACAUCUGAUUCAGGUUUUUCAUUUGGUGCACCAGCAUCUUCAUCUGCUCCAUUUUCUUUCACUGGUAUUGGUGCAACAACAACAACAGCUCCUUCAUUUAGUUUUGGAGGCUUUGGAGCUACAGCUACAACUACAACAUCUGGGUUUUCAUUUGGUCAGCCAUCAGGUUCUUUAGGUAUAGGUGGUGGAAUAUUUUCAUCUGGUAUGGGUAUGCAGUCAUCAUUUGGUAAUAUGGCAGGUGCAAUGGGGCAAGUUCCAGCUGUAGACAAUGUCACAAGUCUUGUGACUGCUUUAACAUGUCCUAUGCUGUAUGGUGAUGAGCGUGAUACAAUUAUUGCAAAAUGGAACCAGUUACAAGCCUCAUGGGGUACUGGGAAAGGCUAUUUUUCUCCUAAUGCUCCUCCUGUUGAAUUUACUCCAGAAAAUCCAUUUUGUGUAUUCAAAGCAGUUGGCUAUAGUUGUUUGCCAACAUCUAAACCUGAGGAAUGUUUAAUUGGCAUUAUCUUUAACAAAAAAGAUCAAGAAAUACUGUCCCAACAACAGCAGUUAACUGAUACCUUGCAUAAAUGUUUUGGAAGCAAGCCAGCAAUAUCUGUUGUUAUUGAUGGAAUCAAAGCUUUAUCAGAAGACAGAACUGAAGUUGUAUUCUAUUUGCUGGAACGUUUACCAACUGGCUUAACAAGACGCAUUCCAUCAGCUGAGGUCUGUAGUUAUAUGGAACAGCCUACGGUUAAACCUCAAAUAUCUAAUAUGGGAGUUGUGAGUGCUGCUCCCAAAAUAAUGCCAACUAAAGAACAACUUCAGCAUUAUCUUGAUAAUCCUCCUGCUGGCAUUGAACCAAUAGUAUGGAAACAAUCCAAACUUGAUAAUCCAGAUCCAGAAAAACUGAUUCCUGUGCCAUUAAUUGGAUUUCAAGAGCUUUCUCGACGAAUGAAAUGCCAAGAAUAUGAAACAAAGCAGCACCAAAAAAGACUGGAUAUUAUUUCUGAUGACAUUGCAGAAUUGAAUCGUAAUCACACAACAACAGUUGCCAAGAUUGCUGAGCACAAGAGAAAACUUUUAGAGUUACAGCAUAGAGUUCUUAAAGUUUUAGUUCACCAAGAAGUUAUAAGGAAAAUGGGUUAUGCUAUUCAAGCAGAUGAGGAACAAUUACGAAUUAAAUUAGAAGCUAUUCAAGCAGAACUUAGUGCACCUACUCAGUUUAAGGGUCAUUUAAAAGAACUCACAUCACAGAUUCGGAUGCAGAAUUAUCAAACAUCAACAUUUGAGGGAGAGCGAUAUAGUAUGGAUGAAGUUUCUAGAGAAGAAAUAAAAGAACAAUUGCUGGCACAACAAGAAGGUAUAGCACUUCUAAUUAAUAUUAUAAAGGAAGAUACUGCUGAUCUGAAAACAAUUGAAGAAAUCAUGAAAGAAGAAACAAGUAGAAGGCGAUGAGUUUAUUUAAAAAUAAAUAAAAGAAGAAAAAUCUUAACCAAUAGCUAUAAAAUAGAGAUUCUCAUUUGUAUAUGUUUCCUAGCUGAGAUUUCAUGAAGACUAGUGCCUUUAAAUCCAUAUUAUUCCUACUAUGGUGGUGAAAAUUAAUUACACCUAUGUCUGUGAAAUAACACACGUUGUAAAUAAAUUGUUUACUUUGUUUUGUAAAAGAAUGAAAGAUACAGAAUGAAAUUUAAUGUAGAUAAUUAAAUAUAUUCAGAUGCAUUAUGUUGCAUCCUGGUCAACUUUUUUACAACUGUUCCUUUCAUUGAAGCGAUUUUGAAAAUGUUAGUAAUCCAAUGGCAAAUUUACACAUUUGAUUGCACUGCUGGGAAUCUUUUAUCUGUUACUUGAUAAAUUAUUGAACACAUUUGUGCUUUGUUGGUUUUAAAAAUGUGAUACUGAUAUGGAAUAAUAUGGAACUUAUCAUGAAAUGUAAAUUAUUGAAAAAUAACAAAAUACUGAAGAAUAAAUAUAUAUGACUGAA
Messenger RNA from Stegodyphus dumicola, 2361 nucleotides. RefSeq names its product nuclear pore complex protein Nup54 (gene Nup54). Gene Ontology annotation, biological process: nuclear pore organization; protein localization to nuclear inner membrane; NLS-bearing protein import into nucleus. The record is from RefSeq and is a predicted model, not a curated record. Gene Ontology annotation, cellular component: nuclear pore central transport channel; nuclear pore. Lineage: Eukaryota; Metazoa; Arthropoda; Arachnida; Araneae; Eresidae. Gene Ontology annotation, molecular function: structural constituent of nuclear pore.